Messenger RNA from Colletotrichum acutatum, 1602 nucleotides. Its product is annotated as cytochrome P450. Gene Ontology annotation, biological process: sterol metabolic process. The coding region runs from base 1 to 1602 and encodes 533 amino acids. Lineage: Eukaryota; Fungi; Ascomycota; Sordariomycetes; Glomerellales; Glomerellaceae. The record is from RefSeq and is a predicted model, not a curated record. Gene Ontology annotation, molecular function: oxidoreductase activity, acting on paired donors, with incorporation or reduction of molecular oxygen; monooxygenase activity; iron ion binding. The transcript is spliced from 5 exons.
AUGGAUUCCAACGCGACGACCUUCACUUCGGUGUUGGCCAAUGCCAAGCUCGGCAAUGUCAACAUCCCCCCUCAAGUCGACUACGUGAUCGAGAAAGUGGCCAACGCCAGCAUCGUGACGAUCCUUUUCACGUUGUUGGCUCUCGCUGUCGCAUAUGACCAGAUCAGCUACAUCACUUCCAAGGGCUCCAUUGCUGGCCCUACCUUCAAGAUGCCCUUCAUCGGCCCCUUCUUGGAGUCUGUGAACCCCAAGUUCUCGGAGUACAAGGCCAAGUGGGCCAGCGGCCCUCUCAGCUGUGUUUCUGUCUUCCACAAGUUCGUCGUCAUUGCCUCAACCCGCGACAUGGCCCGUAAAGUCUUCAACUCUCCUGGCUAUGUCAAGCCUUGUGUCGUUGAUGUCGCCCACAAGCUCCUCGGUCCCACUAACUGGGUGUUCCUCGACGGCAAGCCGCACGUCGACUUCCGCAAGGGUCUCAACGGCCUCUUCACCCGUCAGGCCUUGGCCUCUUACCUGCCCGGCCAGGAGGCAGUGUACAAGCAGUACUUCCAGGAGUUCCUCCAGAUUACCAAGGAUGCCGGCGGCGAGGCCCGUCCUUUCAUGCCUGCUUUCCGCGAUGUCAUGACCGCUGUUUCAUGCCGCACUUUUGUCGGCUACUACAUCUCCGACGAGGCCGUCCGCAAGAUUUCAACCGACUACUUCCUCAUCACCGAGGCUCUCGAGCUCGUCAACUUCCCCCUUAUCCUGCCAUUCACCAAGCCCUGGUACGGAAAGAAGGCCUCCGACAUGGUUAUCGGCGAGUUCGCCAAGUGCUCUGCCAAGAGCAAGGUUCGCAUGGCUGCCGGAGGUGAGGUUACCUGCAUCAUGGACGCCUGGGUCAAGUCCAUCCUCGAGUCCAAGAAGUGGCGCGAGGCCGAGGCCGCUGGCAAGACCGAGGGCCUUGAGAAGCCCCACCCCCUUCUUCGCGAGUUCUCCGAUUAUGAGAUCGCCCAGACUGUCUUCACCUUCCUCUUCGCCUCCCAAGAUGCCACCAGCAGUGCCGCCACUUGGCUCUUCCAGACCAUGGCCCAGCGCCCCGACAUUCUCGACCGUGUCCGCGAAGAGAACAUCAAGGUUCGCAACGGCGACCGCCAUGCCGAGUUGAACAUGGACCAGCUCGAGUCCUUGACUUACACCCGUGCCGUCGUUCGCGAGUUGCUCCGCUACCGCCCUCCCGUCCUGAUGGUGCCCUACGUCGUUAAGAAGCCCUUCCCCAUUACUCCCGAAUACACUGUUCCCAAGGGCGCCAUGGUCAUUCCUACCGUUUACCCUGCGCUCCGUGAUCCCGAGGUGUACGACCGCCCCGACGAGUUCGACCCCGAGCGUUACUACACCGGCGACGCGGAGGAAAAGGGCGCCAAGAACUUCCUCGUUUUCGGAACCGGCCCUCACUACUGUAUCGGCCAGACCUACGCUCAGCUCAACCUGGCGUUGAUGAUCGGAAAAGCCUCCGUCAUGUUGGACUGGGUGCACCACCCCACGCCCAAGUCGGAGGAGAUCAAGGUGUUCGCUACCAUCUUCCCCAUGGAUGACUGCCCUCUUACCUUCAACGAGCGCACGGCAUAG